Molecule: messenger RNA, 1296 nt
Organism: Cygnus atratus (black swan)
Lineage: Eukaryota; Metazoa; Chordata; Aves; Anseriformes; Anatidae
Gene: ARID3C
Product: AT-rich interaction domain 3C
Exons: 7
Coding region: 1-1296 (431 amino acids)
Biological process (GO): regulation of transcription by RNA polymerase II
Cellular component (GO): nucleus
Molecular function (GO): DNA binding
Source: RefSeq, a predicted model, not a curated record
AUGGAGAGCCUGCAGCGGCAGCAGGCGGCCCGCCUGGCCCGCAGCCCCGACGGCGCGCCCCGACGGCCCCCGGCAGAGCCCGCUCCGGCCCCCGGCCCCGCUCCGCCGCCCCCCGCCGCCCCCCGCCGCCGCCCGGCCCCCGGCCCCGCUCCGCCGCCCUCCGCCAGCGGGCAGGAGGAGGAGGAGGAGGAGGAAGAGGAGGAGGAAGAGGAGGAGGAGGAAGGGGAGCCCCGAGACCCGCCGCCCCCCCCGCAUCACGAGUGGACCUACGAGGAGCAGUUCAAGCAGCUCUACGAACUGGAUGAGGACCCGAAACGCAAGGAGUUCCUGGACGACCUCUUCAGCUUCAUGCAGAAGAGAGGGACGCCCGUGAACCGCAUCCCCAUCAUGGCCAAGCAAGUGCUGGACCUCUACACGCUGUACCGGCUGGUGACGGACAAGGGCGGCCUGGUGGAAGUCAUCAACAAGAAGAUCUGGCGGGAGAUCACCAAGGGCCUCAACCUACCUACCUCCAUCACCAGCGCUGCCUUCACCCUCCGCACGCAAUACAUGAAGUACCUGUACCCCUACGAAUGCGAGAAGCGGGCGCUCAGCUCGCCCGGGGAGCUGCAGGCCGCCAUCGACAGCAACCGGCGGGAGGGACGGAGGCAGACUCUCGGCGCCGCGCUCUUCAACUACUCGCCCGCCGGCACCCCGACCCUGCUGGGCUCCCCCAAAAUGCCCCUGCCAGCCCUCAGCAUCUCCACGCACAGCUGCGGCCAGAUGGGCCAAGUGCACGGCGUGAAGAAAGAGGACGGCGCGGUGCCGGCGGUGCCCGGGCGUAUCGCCAUCCCGGUGGGGCUGGCCGGACACCACCUCGCGGCGGCCCAGGCAGCGGCAGCAGCGGCCUCGCAGGCGGCGGUGCUGGAGCAGCUGCGGGAGAAGCUGGAGACAGGGGAGCCCCCGGAGAAGAAGGUGGCCCUGACGGCGGAGGAGCAGCAGCGGCUGAUGCAGCAGGCUCUGCAGCACAACCUCCUGGCCGUGGCCUCCCAGUUCCCCAUGAACAUCAAGGUCUCCAACCGAGAUGACAGACAGGAGACCGCAUUGAACCUGUCCACCAACGGCAUUAGCAGUAUCAACAUGUCAAUAGAAAUAAAUGGAGUUGUCUACACAGGCGUCCUGUUUGCUCGCCGGCCCGCAGCUCCGCCGGCCCCCGGUGGAGGGAGCACCCAGAGCCGGCUGAACCCCACAGCCACCCCGAACCCGCUGCCGCCGGCCCCCUCGCACAGCCACACUCCUGCCAGCGCCGCACCGUAG